Messenger RNA from Eimeria necatrix, 474 nucleotides. RefSeq lists its product as hypothetical. The record is from RefSeq and is a predicted model, not a curated record. The coding region runs from base 1 to 474 and encodes 157 amino acids. The transcript has a single exon. NCBI's taxonomy places the organism in Eukaryota, Apicomplexa, Conoidasida, Eucoccidiorida, Eimeriidae.
AUGCUGGGCUCUCAGCGACUGGGACAACAGCAUCCGCUCCGGCAGCAACAACUCGAGGCAGCAGCAACAGCACGAAUGAUACUGCUCUGCGCGUGCAGAAGCGGCAGAAGUAGCAGCGCCAAUACAAGCAGCUGCCGCAGCGCCGGCCCUCACUCGCUCCUAACGCCCAAAAUGAAGGCACCAACAGAGGAAGCACCAGCAGAAUUACUGCGACUUACUGCAACAGCAGCAAAAAACCAAACAUCUGCAACUUCACGACCCACAAGAACAGCAGCAUCGACUGCUCAAACAGUACAACCAGAAAAAAGCAGCAGCAGCGAAAGCAUAGACAAAGGCAGCAACAGUAACAGAAGCGCUGACGCAAAUAGCAGCAGAAGUGCUAGCAAUGCCAGCAGGUGGAAUACCAGCAUCGACAGCAACUGUAACACAAAACACCAGCACAAGUAUUCACAGCAACGCCAACAUAACAAGUAA